GGCUCCACCGCCUGCACCACCUGCGACGUCGACACCUACCGCUCCACCGCCGGCGGCUCCAUCUGCGAGCCCUGCCCCGAGAACUCCUACGCCCACUUCACCGGCUCCACCGGCUGCCUGGCCUGCUACUACGGCAUGCCCAAGGUGGUUGCUGGCGAGAUUGACGGCUGCGUGGCCUGCCCCAACUACUCCUCCAGCCAGAAGGGCGCCGCCAAGUGCCAGGAGUGCGCCCCCGGCACCACCAACAACGCCGGCAAGACCGCCUGCGAGCUGUGCCCCCAGGGCACCUUCAACAACGUGUCCGGCACCGUGUGCCAGGCCUGCCCCGCCGGCACCUUCCGCUCCGCCAACGGCGGCGACGGCACCGCCUGCACCAAGUGCCCCCCCGGCAGCUGGUCCGCCGCCAACGCCGCCGAGUGCACCCUGUGCGCUGAGGGCUACGCCACCUCCGAGCAGGGCUCCACCUCCUGCUCCCCAUGCUGCAACCUGUGCAAGGUCGGCACCUUCAAGCCCACCGGCGCCACCGACAACAAGUGCCGCUCCUGCCCCGCCGGCUACGAGACGGGCUCCACCCAGGCCGGCGCCUCCGUGUGCACCCAGUGCGCCGCCGGCAAGUUCUCGGCCACCCCCAACACCGCGCUGUGCACCCCCUGCCCCAAGGCCUACUUCGCCGCCAACCCCGGCCAGAAGGCGUGCAAGGCCUGCCCCGCCGGCCAGAUCACCGAUGCC
Molecule: messenger RNA, 729 nt
Organism: Chlorella variabilis
Lineage: Eukaryota; Viridiplantae; Chlorophyta; Trebouxiophyceae; Chlorellales; Chlorellaceae
Exons: 3
Source: RefSeq, a predicted model, not a curated record